Molecule: messenger RNA, 3225 nt
Organism: Pseudopodoces humilis (Tibetan ground-tit)
Lineage: Eukaryota; Metazoa; Chordata; Aves; Passeriformes; Paridae
Gene: TMEM150C
Product: transmembrane protein 150C
Cellular component (GO): plasma membrane
Source: RefSeq, a predicted model, not a curated record
CCAAGGCUGUGGUGGCUGCCUGCAGAGGAACUUCCAGGCUCCAUCUGACCCCAUCCCUGCUGCAGCUGGGCUGGGCUGCACUGGGGCAGUGCCUGGAGCAGGAGCCAUGAGCAAAACUUGCUGGCACUGAAGUUACGCCUUGAGAAAGACACUGCAGGGAGAGGGGCAAGGAGAUGGUUUCAGAGACUCUUUCCUCACAGCACAGCUGAAGCAGGGAGAGCUUUGCUGUCUUAUUUGGUUUUUUUUGAGGCGAUAGAUAGCCCUCCGCAUUUUCCAACAUCUCUUUACUUUGGGGAUUGGCUGGGAUUUUGAGGAGCGUGCUCUGGAAGCGGGGUGUGUCUGGUUCGUGCAGCGCCAAAUGCGAGACAGGCAGACUCAGCCCACAAGAGUUGAAAGUCGGCGUCUCUGGCUAUAACACAGCAGCUCAGCACUGCUUGCUAAAUGGCCUCAGGUAUGGAUGGGAAGAAAUGCAGCGUGUGGAUGUUUUUACCUCUUGUCUUUACCCUGUUUACAUCAGCUGGAUUAUGGAUAGUGUACUUUAUAGCAGUGGAAGAUAACAAAAUUCUCCCACUAAGUGUGCCAGAUAGGAAACCUGGUCCCAAAAGACCGCCUUACAUAAGUAUUGCAGGUGAUGCACCUCCUGCAAGCUGUGUGUUUAGUCAAGUCAUGAACAUGGCAGCAUUUCUAGCUCUCGUUGUGGCUGUCCUGCGCUUCAUUCAGCUGAAGCCAAAGGUGCUCACCCCUUGGCUGAACAUCAGCGGCUUGGUGGCACUGUGUCUGGCCUCUUUUGGGAUGACCCUACUCGGCAACUUUCAGCUUUCCAAUGAUGAGGAGAUCCACAAUGUGGGCACGUCGCUGACCUUUGGCUUCGGGACAUUGGCGUGCUGGAUCCAGUCUGCCCUUACCCUCAAGAUCAACCUGAAGAAUGAGGGGCGGAAAGCUGGAAUUCCACGAGUGGCUCUCUCAGCCAGCAUCACCCUCUGUGUGGUGCUCUAUUUCAUCCUUAUGGCCCAGGGCAUUCACAUGCAUGCUUCCAGGAUCCAGUGGGGCCUAGUGAUGUGCUUCCUGUGCUACUUUGGCACCUUUGCAGUGGAGUUCAGGCAUUACAGAUUUGAGAUAAUUUGUUCUGAGUACCAGGAAAACUUUCUGAGCUUUUCCGAAAGCUUAUCAGAAGCCUCCGAGUACCAGACAGAUCAGGUGUAGCCUGUCUUCUGGCGGGGGGGGGAGGGGGGCAGGUGUGGUCUCAUGGGUGAAACAUGACCUCAUUUACACUUUUUUUAUGAGCUUGUUUUCAUGUGCAAUCAUGAUGGUAUUGCCAAAGGGCUCUGAGGGUGGCUAUCUCACUAAGAGCCAAACAAACAGAGGUGUCUGAUGGAAGAUAGAGUCUGUUGUCUGAUGGAAGAGGAGUGGAUCCAUCUCAGCGGCAGCGUGAGAGAGCACAAGCUGCUUAGUUUGCGCCACCAGUGACUCUGAGCGGCUCUGUCACACUCCUGUGGUUCAAAACAUUCAGCAGCCUGUCCUUGUGAUGCCCCUCCGAGACCAGUCCUGCUCAGCCCACCCUGCAGAGAAGGAGGUGAAGGAAGCAGACUUCUUCAAACAGCAGGAGUCUUCAGGAGUCUCCAAUUCCCGAGUCACCAGAUGUGUUUUUCAUGUGUUUCUCGGGUUGUUUUCUUUGCUGACAACUGGAGGAACUUGGUAGGGUGAGCAAGAGCAGCUGUUUCUUCAGAACCUGGAAUCAGACACGGAAGACCCCAAUGGACUGGCUUUUAUGGCAAGCAGGCAGGCAUUUCUUCCAGACUGGAAAGCAGCCAGCAGUAAAUCUGGGUUUGGAAGGAACUGUGAUCAGGAAGUGAGACUUAGCUGAUGCUGCCUUGUUGCUGGGCAGAUCAUUCCCAGGCCAGAGGGGGUGACACAGUGGGAUGCUGUGCUUGGCUUCCUGCUGGGGAGUGGUAGGAGUGAGGUGCUGAAUUAAGAUGAGAAUGUCUGUGUGCUCUGAAGACGACCCAGAAAAGGCUGCUUUUUCCAUGCAUAGUGCUUCCACCACAAAUUGUGUACAGUAUUUCAAAAGCUUUUUAAACUUUUUUUUUAAUGUUCACUGAGGGGAAAAACAUUGUGUUAAGAGUCACCAGGCUUGUCUGCCUGGAGAACAGUACCAGUGGUUCAGGUGGUCUGGGUGGUCUGCCUGAGGGCUGGAGGUGCAGGAAGGGAACAGCAAAACCAGAAGGGCUUCUUCCUCCCUAAAGGGAGAUUUUCAAACAGAAGGUCUGUUUUCAGAGAAGGAGCUCAAAGCCCAUUUGAAAACCUAAUUUUGGGAAGGCUGCUGUAUUGGCUGGGCAGGGGAGUGAUGGGAGUUGCUACUCAUGAACAUGGCUCCUAUUUUCCUCCACAAAUCAGGCUCAGCUAAGGUCUACAUCUUGUCUGAGCUGCAGGAAAGCAAGCAGAAAUUAAAAUGGUAGGAAAAGGCACUUGAAGGGGAACUCGUACUGCUCUGUGGCAUUUCUGACAGAGAGGGAAAAGGCAAAAGGGCAUUGUCUUCUGCAAAAGGUCACAGGCCUCUCCUGAGGAGAAACAGUUAAGAUAAACUGUGUGUUAAGUAGAAAGCUUCCAGCCAGCCCUUUAUUAUAUUCUGUGCACCAAAUGUUCUCAGGCAGCUGUUACAAAUCCAGAGCAUUUUUGGCCAACAGAGGGUUGUUAUGGAUUGCUGAAGGCUUCCUCCUUGUAGCAGUGUCAUUAAUGGAAAGCUUUCCUGGAAGGAUGUGCUGAGAGUGGCCAAGGACACAGAAGUGUGAGGUGCCAGCUCCCUUGAGGCACAUCCUGGGAGCUCCUCCUGGGCAAGGACAGGAGGGGACAGUCUGGAGAACGGGCAGGUGGGCAUCCGCUUGCACUGGCACACACUCAAUUCAUAUGGAGCACAAAAUAGCAAGUUGUUGUAAGAGUGUUUUACUGUAAAUAGUCCACUGUGACUUUUUUCCCUAAUUAAUUAGUAUUUUGAGUUUAUUAUUUUAGCUUUUGUAAUUUUAUCAAAUGAAAAAAAAAAUAGAUGAUGUGGUUAUUUUUUUUCCUUUUUCUCCUUUUCCUAUAUGCAAUCCAAACUGAACUUCAGGUUUUUAGUGAUAAUUCUGUACAUUUCGUAGAGUAUUUCUAACAGCACAUUUCAGUACAACUAAAUGACAACUAAUAUACACUAAAACAUGACCACUAAAUAAAGUGCUUUUAUGGAGAAUG